AUGGUGCACAUAUUUUGUGACUGUCUUCCUUGCUCUGAUACCUUUACCUUCACCCUCUCCUCGAGCCCCGCUGUCAAGUUCUCCUUCGCCAGUCCUAUACCACUCGCCUUCCCAACCAACAGGCCAUUCAAACGCCGACGAGCAUUGUCCGAUGUAGACGGGGACGGGAAUGAAGGCAGAAAGAAACGGCGUUUACGACUACAUCUCAUCACAUCCCGGCUCAGCCGCCCUUUCUCACAGCCCGCAUCAAAUAUCGCCAACCGUGGCCUUUCCAAAGUCGUUGUCUGGGGCGCGAAGAACAGAGCGCUCGCCCGGAGCGAAUUGAGGAAAGCUGCUAUCAUGAAUCGAGUGAGGAUGCGGAUGGAUGCUGCGAAGAGUUUCAUACGCCUUGAGCUUGAGAAGGGGCAGGCAGCGCAUUCGUUUCGAGAGAUCAUGCUUCAAAAGCCACGCUCUCAUGAAGUUCAUCUGCCGCCAUCUCCACUUGGCCUCUCCAACUAUGAUGCCCUUGAUCUCGAGGAUGAGAUGGACGAUUACCACCGGGACGGAGGCAUCGAUGGAGCUUCGUCCAUCUAUUCAGAUUUCAACAUCAUGAAUCCAAUCACAAGUGACGGGGAUGACUAUGUCUACCUGGAUGCAAUCGAUGGCAUUUCCACACAGGACUUGCCUGAUAUACCUCCCCAACCACCCGAGGAGAGUAUUGUUGAGAUGUUGAGAGAAAAGGAGCAAGGGGACAGCAUAUUUGUGCAGGUACCGGAAUAA
Messenger RNA from Venustampulla echinocandica, 759 nucleotides. RefSeq lists its product as uncharacterized. The transcript has a single exon. The record is from RefSeq and is a predicted model, not a curated record. The coding region runs from base 1 to 759 and encodes 252 amino acids. NCBI's taxonomy places the organism in Eukaryota, Fungi, Ascomycota, Leotiomycetes, Helotiales, Pleuroascaceae.